Messenger RNA from Phalaenopsis equestris, 1221 nucleotides. Its product is annotated as ribosome biogenesis protein TSR3 homolog. The transcript has 10 exons. Lineage: Eukaryota; Viridiplantae; Streptophyta; Magnoliopsida; Asparagales; Orchidaceae. Gene Ontology annotation, biological process: maturation of SSU-rRNA. Bases 88 to 1008 code for a protein of 306 amino acids. Gene Ontology annotation, molecular function: rRNA small subunit aminocarboxypropyltransferase activity. The record is from RefSeq and is a predicted model, not a curated record.
GACUUCGUGGUUUGGGGGUUUUUGGAAGAGGAAGGUUAUUGAAGAAUCGCUCUUUGUAUCUCUGCAUCCUUUUGUUAUUCUCCUCCGAUGGGCUACAAUCGGACGCGCCGUUCCAAGCAGGACGGUCCUUCCCGCCGAACGCUGUCCAGCCGGAAACUCGAGUCGCAGUUGGAUGACAGUCGCGAUACCUCACUACCAAUCCAGGAAGAGGACAAUAAUGUUGGGACGCUGGCUCCAAGAAUUCAGCUUGCUAUGUGGGAUUUUGGCCAAUGUGACGUACGAAAAUGUACUGGGCGCAAGCUUGUCAGAUUUGGCCUCUUGAAGGAUUUGCGGGUGAAUAAUGCUUUUCGUGGCAUUGUAUUGAGCCCUGUAGGGACGCAGUGUGUCUCAAAGGAAGACCAUCCGUUGAUUAAGCGACAAGGAUUGGCUGUGGUGGACUGUUCGUGGGCAAGAUUGAAAGAUGUUCCUUUUGUGAAACUUCAUUGUCCCGCACCACGCCUUUUGCCAUGGUUAGUCGCGGCAAACCCGAUAAAUUAUGGCCGCCCCUGUGAAUUAUCCUGUGUGGAAGCUCUUGCCGCAGCUUUGAUAAUAUGUGGUGAAGAAGAGACGGCAAAUUUGAUUAUAGGCAAGUUCAAAUGGGGGCAUUCAUUCCUAUCUCUCAACAGAGAGCUUCUGAAGGCAUAUUCCAAAUGUGAGAAUGGCGCCGAGAUUAUAUCAGUUCAGAAUACCUGGCUUUUAAACAACUCAAAAACCAACAAGUCAACUACAGGGGCUAAUGAUAAGUCUACCAACACCAACACAAACACAAACACAAACACAGGAUCUGAUUCAGAUGCUGAUGAUGGGCUUCCACCCCUGGAAGAGAAUUUGAACCACUUGAUUUUGGAAGAUUCUGAAGAUUGUGAAGAAGAGAGAGAUGAAACGGAAGAAGAAGAUGAGGAAGAAUCGGAAGGGGCCGUUCCAACUAGUUUAGAGCCAAACAUGCAUUCUACGUCGGCAGUGAAUUAAAAUAUGGGGAGGGAGAUACUUCCCUCUGCUGCAUUGAUGGGAUGUUUAUUUAUUAGUUUUUUUAGUGUGCCAAGUUUUUGCAGAUGUUCUCAUACAUUGAUACAAAUCUCAGCUGAUCACCUGGUCUAACAAGAGCUAAUAUUUGUGUAAUUGUUCAAGGUUCAAAGUGGUAGGACUAAAUAUUUAUUUAUGGCCUGUUUGAGAUGGAUUAAA